This is a messenger RNA of Pogonomyrmex barbatus (red harvester ant), 1293 nucleotides long. RefSeq lists its product as uncharacterized. NCBI's taxonomy places the organism in Eukaryota, Metazoa, Arthropoda, Insecta, Hymenoptera, Formicidae. Gene Ontology annotation, molecular function: odorant binding. Gene Ontology annotation, biological process: sensory perception of smell. The record is from RefSeq and is a predicted model, not a curated record.
AUAUCGAGAUAUCAAGUAGUAGUAUAUUGCUGGACAAACGGACUGACAUCGUCAACAGUUGUCUAUCAUCGCAAGAUGUAUAAGAAACACGUAUAGGAAAUUUCGAAAUUAUGAAACAAGUGAUAUUUAUCCUUAGUCUGUUUACUAUUAUUAUAUUAGGCUUUACCGAUGAUGUCACGAACAGACUAGCAGAGUUAUUAUCAAUGUCGAAAAUAGACGUAGAAAUUUGCAUGAAUAAGACAAGUGUAAACAUUAAUGAUUUAAUGAAACUGGAUGAACUAGUAGAUGACGAUAUAAUGACAAAAGAUAUUAAUGAUGCCGCUUUAAAAGUUGGUUGCCUAUUUGUCUGUCUGUUGCAAAAAAAGGAUAUAAUGUCAGGUGUAUAUAUUAAUGUAGAAAAGAUGAAAAAAAUAUUGGAUAUCAAGAUGCAUUCAAAGAAUAUGUUUAGAUAUGUGGUCAUGCGCAACCGAAUAUUGGAUACAUGUGCCGAUCGAGUUAAAAGCAAAACAGAUGAAUGUGAAGUGAUUCUUUUAUUCUAUUUGUGCAUAAAUGCCGAAGUUCGUCGGAAAAUAAUAGAGUUAGAUUUUUCGAACGCUGUUUACAAACGCGGUAUGUUUUCUGAACAACUGAACGCAGUACGUUCAGAACGCAGUAUGUUCUCUGAACGCAAAUCGAAGUCUCGAAAGUUCAGAAUCAUGAAACAAGCGAUAUUUAUUUUGUGCCUGUGUAUUGCCAUUACAGCAGGUCUACCUCUUGAGGAUAUCAUAGAUAGAGUAGCGGAUGAGUUAUCAAUGUCAAAAACUGACGUACAGAUCUGUUUCACUAAAACAAAUGUAAAUCUCACGGAUUUAAUGAUGAUGGACGAAUUUUUCUACGGCGAAGUAUCAGCAGAAAUUAAUAAAUCAACUUUAAAAGUAAGCUGUUUAUUGGCAUGUCUGUUGAAGAAAAAAGAAUUGAUGGUUAAUACACAGAUCAACGUAGAAAGAAUAAAGAAAUUGAUUGCUGCUAAAGAACCAACAUCCGAUCCAACAACCAUUUCUAACAAAAAUCGCAUUUUAGAUACCUGUGUUGAUCGAGUUAAAGGCAAGACUAACGAAUGCGAUGUGGUUUGUCAAUUCCUUUUGUGCAUAGUUGAGAAAUUGAAAAACUUAGAAUGAUAAUGGUAGGAUAGGAUAUAAUUAAUGUUAAAGAGAUAAGAAAUAUUAGUAUCAUUUACGGUUUAAUAAAUAAAUUUAGAAUUUAAUACAUGCAAUGUGUUCUUCAACAACCUUUCUAGAACCUUUUUGACAAAAA